Archocentrus centrarchus (flier cichlid) is the source of this 2743-nucleotide messenger RNA. RefSeq names its product cytidine monophospho-N-acetylneuraminic acid hydroxylase (gene cmah). The transcript has 14 exons. Gene Ontology annotation, cellular component: cytoplasm. The record is from RefSeq and is a predicted model, not a curated record. NCBI's taxonomy places the organism in Eukaryota, Metazoa, Chordata, Actinopteri, Cichliformes, Cichlidae. Gene Ontology annotation, molecular function: 2 iron, 2 sulfur cluster binding; CMP-N-acetylneuraminate monooxygenase activity. Bases 167 to 2032 code for a protein of 621 amino acids. Gene Ontology annotation, biological process: CMP-N-acetylneuraminate metabolic process.
CCCGGAAGAUACGCGGAUGUCACCUCAGAGGCGGAACAGGCGGUGAUAAAGUGGCUGACAGUAUCUUAUGACAGUUUGCUUGAAACCAGACAUCAUCAACUGGUUUGACCGAACUACUUGCCAAGUUACGUGAGAAGCGUCUCUGUGAAAACAGCAUAAAGGUACAAUGGCCUCUCAAAAAGCAAAAGUGUUAUUGUCACUGACUGCUGAAGCAGUUGGUGCACUCAAAGAAGGAGUCAACUUCAAGAAAGGCCCUGAGGAUGGCAAAUGUUUCAUCAUAUUCAAGAGCAAUGGCAACUUUAAAGCAUGCAAGAACCAGUGCAAGCAUCAAGGGGGGAAGUUCAUCAAAGACAUUGAAGACCUGGACGGAAUGACUGUUAAAUGCACCAAACACAACUGGAAGUUAAACGUGUCAACAAUGAAAUAUGUGAACCCACCUGACAGCUUCUUACAGGAUGAGCUUGAGGUAGAAAUGUUUGAUGAUGGGGGGCUUCAGCUGGUGGAACUGUGUCCUGUUGAUCCCUGGCUGGCUGAUCCUAGAGAGCCUCAGGAGCUACAGGAAGGAGAAGUAAAAGUGACAUACUUCACCCAUGCCUGCAUGGAGCUGCAGCUCGGAGAGAGGCGGUUCAUGUUUGACCCCUGGUUGAAGGGCCCUGCGUUUGCUAGGGGCUGGUGGCUUCUCCAUGAGCCCCCAGCAGAUGCCCUGGACAGACUGUGUGCUGCAGAUCUCAUCUACAUCAGCCAUAUGCACUCAGAUCAUCUCAGUUACCCCACACUGAAAGUCUUGGCAGAAAGGAGGCCUGAUGUCCCGAUCUAUGUUGGGGACACAUCCAGACCAGUGUUUUGGUAUUUGGAGCAAAGCCAAGUUAAACUGACCAAUAUCAAAGUUGUCCCCUUUGGCAUCUGGCAAAAUGUUGAUGAUCACCUGAGAUUUAUGAUCCUGAUGGAUGGUGUACAUCCUGAAAUGGACACCUGCAUCAUUGUUGACUACAAAGGUGUUAUUUUUAAUAAAACAACUAUUUCUGGUGUAAAAAUAAGUCUGGUCAGAAUAUUAAAUUCUGUUUUGAUUGCAGGUCACAUGAUCCUCAACACUGUGGACUGUACCAGACCAAAUGGGGGCAGGCUACCACAAAAUGUGGACUUGAUGAUGACUGACUUUGCUGGAGGUGCUUCUGGAUUCCCCAUGACCUUCUAUGGAGGGAAAUACACUGAUUCCUGGAAAGCAGAGUUUAUCAAGAAUGAAAGGAAGAAGCUGCUGAAUUACAAAGCUACACUGGUGAAAUCGCUGCAGCCAAGGAUCUACUGCCCAUUUGCCGGCUACUUUGUGGAGGCUCAUCCAUCAGACAGAUACAUAAAGGAUACUAAUAUCAAAAACAGUGCAGAGGACCUCAAUGCACUCAUCAAUAAGCUAGCACCAGAAAUCAAGACUUGGACACCCAAACCAGGUGCUGUGCUGGACCUCAGCCUCGCUCUGAUUGACCUCACUAACAGUGAGGCCAUUACCAAUCCCCCAGCCAGUACAAAAAUCUACAAGGACAGCUGGGAGUUCGACUUGUAUGUGAAUGAACUGAACAGUGCCAUCAACUCUGAGAUAUUUAAACAUCAAAGCUGGAUCCAGUUUUAUUACACCUGGGCCAGCUUUCAAAACUACAACCUUGUUGUGCGGGUCAUUGAAACAGAUGACACAUUUCAAUGCCUCACUAAUGGUUAUGACUAUCUGGUGGACUUUUUGGAUCUGUCAUUUCCCACAAAGAGACCUGACAGAGAGCACUCAUACUUGGAGAUUAAAAACAGGAUUGGCGUGAUGAGGUACGUGGUGCUGCACGGCUGCCUCUGGGAUGACCUGUACAUCGGCUUUCAGAACCGCGUCACCCGAGACCCAGACAUCUACCACCACAAGUUCUGGACACACUUCCAGGCAGAUCUACCACUUAGCAGGCCAGACUGGGAACAGUUCCUACAGCAAGUGGCCUCCAUCAAUGAGCUACCCUGCGAUGAGACAGCGAUGGAAAGUAACUGUGUCAUGUCGUGAAUUUUGAUUCCGGAUUUGUGAAGAUCAAGUUACUGAUUUUCUGAUUUUAUAUUGUGAUGAUGUAUUCCAAGUAAUUUCUAUGUGAACUGGGUAAUUGUAAAUGGUUUUGGGUUGCUGCUUUAUUAGAGUAUUAUUAUUAUUUAAUAGAAUAAGUAAUGAAUCAGGUGACUGUAAAGUGAGUUAAGAGAUAUGAGAAAUGUGAAGGAAGGAAUAGAUUUUGAUUUUUUUUUUUUUUGUCUUACAAAUUUUAUAUAGUUGAUCAUAUUGCCAAUGAAGUGUAUUUUUUUGGUUAUACGGUUAUGAUCAGAGGUGGCAAAAGUACAGACAUUCUUUCCUGAAGUAGAAGUACAGAUACUUGUAUUAACCCUUUCAUGCAUAGUGGUCACUACAGUGGACAGCUGUUCAAAGCUGUUCUCUUGUAUAUGCCUGUGUUUUGUUGUUAUAGUUGCAUAUCAGUCAACACAGAUACUUGUGUAUCAUCCCAUACACUGCUACCGAUUGGGCAGUCAUGGGAAGUUGUUUUUUUUAUUUUUAUUUGUUAUUUGAAUGUCAUUACCAGAAUCAAAAUUGGUCAAUAUUAGCAAUAGUGACAGUCGAUCUGAGGAUGCAAUAUCAUUUUCUGUUAUUGGGGUGUUAAAUACAUAUAUUUUCUGGUUGAAAAAUCAAAUGCAUGGUGUCCAGCUGAGUGGACAUAUUUUUAACUCCAUGAAA